Molecule: messenger RNA, 467 nt
Organism: Saprolegnia parasitica CBS 223.65
Lineage: Eukaryota; Oomycota; Saprolegniomycetes; Saprolegniales; Saprolegniaceae
Exons: 1
Coding region: 11-409 (132 amino acids)
Source: RefSeq, a predicted model, not a curated record
AGCACGUGUUAUGCGCCUGAUCAGCAAGAUGGCGACGCUCCUCCACAACCCGAGCUGCUCCAAGUCCCGCGGGGCCCAUGGCCUCCUCGCGGAGUACACGGCCAAGCACGGCCUCGACGUCGACGUCGUCGAGUACCUCCAGGUCGCAUGGACCCGCGCCGACCUCGAGAGCCUCCUGCGGAAACUCGCCCCGACCGAGGCGACGCCACCGCCGACGCUCAUGAUGCGCACGGGCGACGCAGCCUUCCGCGACCAAGGGCUUGACAAGCUCGACCCGCUCGCCGACCGCCUGCUUCUCCUUGAUGCCAUGGUUGCGACGCCGAGCCUCAUCGAGCGGCCCAUCUUCGUGCAUGGCGCGCGCGCCGUCAUCGGGCGCCCGCCUGAACGUGUCUUGGAGCUCCUUCCUUAAACUGCAUUGUACAUGGCAACCUUCAAGUACGCAGGAAUAGAGUCUGUGAUUCAAUCGA